AUGGCGUUGAAUUUGGAUUUGGCAAAUGCUGCCGUAAUGAAGGAUGAGCAAGGCAGGCCAUUCAUCGUCGUCCGAGACCAAGGCAAGAAGAAGCGCCAAUACGGCAACGAAGCAGUCAAGUCACACAUUCUAGCCGCCCGCACGGUCGCAAACAUCGUCAAGACAUCCCUGGGACCCCGUGGUCUCGACAAGAUCCUCAUUUCCCCCGACGGCGACAUUACUGUAACGAACGAUGGCGCAACGAUCCUCCAGCAGAUGGAGAUUACCAACCACGUCGCGAAGCUCCUCGUAGAGCUAUCCAAGUCACAAGACGACGAGAUUGGUGACGGUACGACGGGUGUAGUGGUUCUGGCGGGCGCACUCCUCGAGCAGGCAGCCGAGCUCAUCGAUAAAGGCAUCCACCCGAUCAGGAUCGCGGACGGCUAUGACCAGGCGUGCGAUAUCGCCGUAGCGGAGCUCGACAAGAUCUCCGACGUGAUUGAGUUCAGCAAGACAGAGACCAAGAACCUGGUAAAGGUUGCAAGGACAAGUUUGGGCAGCAAGAUCGUCUCCAAGGCACACGACCAGUUUGCGAAUAUUGCAGUGGACGCCGUAUUGUCCGUGGCAGAUCUGGACCGGAAGGACGUUGACUUCGAGCUUAUCAAGGUUGACGGAAAGGUUGGAGGCUCGCUAGAGGAUACUCUCCUAGUCAAGGGUGUCAUCAUCGACAAGGACUUCUCACAUCCGCAGAUGCCUCACGAGGUCAAGGAUGCGAAGAUUGCCAUUCUCACAUGUGCUUUCGAGCCGCCAAAGCCGAAGACGAAGCAUCACUUGGAUAUCUCAUCCGUGGAGGAGUACAAAAAGCUACAGAACUACGAGCGUGAGAAGUUCAUAGAGAUGAUUCAGCAGAUCAAGGACACCGGUGCCAACCUGGCUAUCUGCCAAUGGGGUUUCGACGAUGAGGCCAACCAUCUACUUCUACAGAACAAGCUCCCGGCUGUCCGGUGGGUUGGCGGACCAGAGAUCGAGUUGAUCGCCAUUGCUACCAACGGACGCAUAGUACCGCGAUUUGAGGACUUGAAACCCGAGAAGCUAGGCACUGCCGGAAUCGUACGAGAGAUGGAGUUCGGUACAACAAGGGAGAAGAUGCUUGUGAUUGAAGAAUGCGCAAACACCAGGGCUGUCACAGUGUUUGUGCGAGGAAGCAACAAGAUGAUCAUCGAUGAGGCUCGUCGGUCACUACACGAUGCACUAUGCGUCGUAAGGAAUCUAGUGAGGGACAACCGCGUCGUAUACGGCGGUGGAUCAGCCGAGAUUGCUUGCUCCCUGGCCGUCGAAGAUGCCGCAGUGAAGACCCCCGGCCUCGAGCAAUACGCCAUGCGCGCAUUCGCUGAGGCUCUCGACGCCAUCCCCAUGGCACUGGCCGAGAACAGCGGUUUGAACCCCAUCGCGACGCUGGCCGAGGUGAAGAGCCAGCAGGUCAAGACGGGCCGAGGCCGGCUCGGCGUUGACUGUAUGCAGAGGGGCAGCAACGACAUGAAGGAGGCAUUUGUCAUCGACCCCCUGAUCGGCAAGAAGCAGCAGCUCAUGCUGGCGACGCAGCUAUGCAGGAUGGUACUGAAGGUCAAUAACGUGAUUAUAGCCGGCUCGGGUGAGGAUGACUUCUAG
This is a messenger RNA of Phaeoacremonium minimum UCRPA7, 1647 nucleotides long. RefSeq names its product putative t-complex protein 1 subunit epsilon protein. Lineage: Eukaryota; Fungi; Ascomycota; Sordariomycetes; Togniniales; Togniniaceae. The transcript has 5 exons. Gene Ontology annotation, biological process: protein folding. Gene Ontology annotation, cellular component: chaperonin-containing T-complex. The coding region runs from base 1 to 1647 and encodes 548 amino acids. The record is from RefSeq and is a predicted model, not a curated record. Gene Ontology annotation, molecular function: ATP-dependent protein folding chaperone; ATP binding; ATP hydrolysis activity.